UCCUUAUAUAUAAAGUUCAUAAACAUACAUAUUUGCCGUAAUGCUGCAGGUAUUUGUAAUUUAACCUACAUGUAAUUUGACCAUUAAAAGUUGGCUAGCAAAAAGAAUCCUAAGCGGAGUGUUACGGAAGUUGUCGUUGUUAUGGUGGUAACUUAACCCGUCACUAAGGAAAAAACGACAGACUCGAGUCGCGGGAGAAUAAACGUUAACAGAGCACCCAAACCACCCCGUGUUCCCUCUUUACUUUAUGGUUUCUAGUGAUACGUGUUGAACAUGGAGAGACAUAACUUGGGAAAAGAAAGGCUCAUUGUACCCACUGAUUUUACUUCACCAGCGGUUUCAAGGAAUAUCCAAAAAGACCUGGUACCACCGUCGCAUUUCACAACGAAUGUCCAGUCUGCUGGAGCACACAGAGGCACACAAAUCCCAGGGACACUGCCACCAAUCUCCUGGAUAAACCCAGCGCGAACAUCAGUACCAUCAGGGGAUCCCAGUCCUGUCAAUCCAUGGCUCGCCAUCACUCAGGCCCAACAGGAAAUCUUGGAGUUGAGGAAGGAAAAUCAGAGGAUCAUGAUGUUACAAGGAGAUGGCAUCAGAGGAAUGAUCCCUUUGGAUCGCCCAUCAGACCUCAGGGCAAGAUGUGCAGAGAGAAGUGAGCAGUGGUCAAGAUGGGAGUCAGAGUGGCAUCUGGAGGCAGAGAAGCACAAGGCCGAAGCUGAGAGGUUGAAGGGCCAGGUGGAGGCCCUGAAGGACACUGCAGGGAGACACAGGGAAGAGAUGAGGGACAGAGACAACACCCUGAACAGACAGAGCCGUGAGUUGGAAGCAAUGCGUGAAGAGCUAUGUAAGGCUAAGACUGAACUCGGCCAAAUCAGAGAGGAGCUCACUCAUCGCAGUGCACAGAAGGAGAAAAUAAGCUCACAGCAUGAAAGAUUAAAGGGAGAGUCUGGUGAGCAAAUUACAAAGCUGAAGAGAGAUAUAGAGAGGAGCAAAGGGGAAGCCCAGGAGCUUGCUCUGAAGGCUGAAAUGGGCAGGUUACAGGCUGAGGAGGAGGCCAAACGGCGGACUCUUAGACUGUCACAACAGCUGGAGGAAAUGCAGAAGAAGCAGGAGGUGGAGCUGCGCCAAUUGAAUGCUUCCCACUGUGCAGAGUUGGAUGCUGCAAGAAAAACAAACAGUGAACUACAGGACAGACUUCAAUCAAUGACCUUAGAAAUGCUGCAGCUAAAAAGCACUCUGAUGGAGGUAACGACUGAGAGAAAUGGGCUGAAAGAACAUUUAAGCCAAAUGGGACAAGCUUUUGAGACACAAUCAGCAACACUGCACAGCCUCAGAAAUUACAUCGGCCAACUUGCCCCAGAGAAAGGAGAGAAGGAACGAUUAAAUGACACCGUUGAGAGGCUGAACAAAGAGAAAGCAGCUCUUCAGAUGACUGCAGAGCUUUUGACAGUCAGGCUUAACUCUGUUAAUGAGAUACUCACCCUGCAAGAAGAGAAAAUGGUGAAGAAGACCUCAAUAGAUCCACUUGUGAAGAAUGGAUGUGAAGGCCUUCAAGUGCUUCAGCUCUGGAGAGAGAAAGUGUUCAAGUUAUGUGUCCAGCUUCGCUCAAAGGACAUUGAACUUAGAGGAGAGAAGGAUAAACUUCUUUCAAAAGCCAGAUCCAUGGAGCAGCAGCUCCAGCAGGAGCAGCACCGGGCUAGUGUGCUCCAACACAGUUUAGAUGACAGGAUAGCUGAGCUGGACCUGGAGAGAGUGGAAAAAGAGACACUGAAACAGGACUUGGUCAAGGCUCAGAAGGAAAACUCGCUGCUGAAGUCACAGAAUCAAAAAGAAGAGGCUGAGCUUAAAACCCUUACAGAAGCAGUUCAUAGGUUCAGUCUGGCAUUUGAAAGCAAUGUGGCAGAAGUGGAAUCAGCUCAAACGAGGCUCAACACUUUCACCCAGAGGCUAACGUUUGCUAAAGGACGAGUGGAGACAAUCCAAGGUUUGACCAUGAGGAGGAUUGCACUGCAGAAAGUUCAGCAGGCCAGUAAACAGGAAGAACAGGCUGCUGACAGCAUCACAAACCUCCAGACAGAGCUUAGUUUGGUGUGUGAAGAGAGAGACAAGCUCACACAGGAGCUCAAAAGAACCCCGGAGCUCAUCGAGAAAGCGCUGGCUGACCUGAAAGAACAGUAUGAGAGCAAACUGAGGACGCAGCAGCAGGAGCUGGAGCAGAGCUGGAUGGAGGUGCGGCAGGCUGUGGCUGGCAGAGAGGAGGCGGAGCAGAGCUUGCAGCAGAUCCAGGCCCAGCUGGAGGAGACCAAGGUCAACCUGGAGAAACUCCGGUCUGAGCUGCUCAGCCAGCAGGAGCACAGCAAACGUGCCCUGCAGGAGAGAGUGUCUGAGAUCCAGGACCUCUGCGCUGAGAAGCUUAAAGAGAUGGAGGUUCAAGUCAAUACUGCCAGGAGAGAUCACACCAAAGCAGUUAUGACUUUGCGGCAGUUUGAGAGAGAGGCAGCAAGGAAACAGGAUGAGAUGAGAGAAACUCAACAUUUGGGGAGCAAACACACAAAGUGGGACGUCCAGAAUAAACAACUGAACGAGACGAAGAAAGACAAAAAUCUACUGCUGGGCACCAUUGCUGAGAGAGGGCUGACAAGUGACUAUACAAGAGCUCUGCAAAACUCUGCUGCUCCCAGGGAACAUCGAGACAAACCUUCAGAGAGGAAUCGCUCUGCAGGAGCAAAAGUCAAACUACCUGCAGAUGAGAGACUCUGGUCUGUUUUGGAGGAGCUCCAUACUCUCAGUGCUGCAGUGGUAAACAGCUCUGAGGACUCUGCGGAGGACGAGGGGCAGAUUGACAGCGUGGGACCAUCCACAGACAGUCUGCACAGCUGAUACCUGACGAUGAUUCAUGAGAGCCAGUGAACUCACCUUUAAAUUGUACAAAAGGUGGGCAGUGUUGAUGCUUUAGGAGCUAAAAAUAUACAGUGGAAAGAAUUAGUUUGAGCCAAACUCAGAAGACCAUGCAUGUCACAUUGCUACUGGGUGGUGGAUAAGAAGAAUCAUAGCUAUCUAGUGCAGACACAGUAUGCUUAAAUGUAACACAAAUGUAAAUUCAAGUUUAUAAAACACAAACAAACAUAAAACACGUCUUUGCGUCUGAACAUUUUCUUCUGUAGACAUUUUUGUGAAAUCUAUACAAGCAUGUCUCAACCAAAGUGAAUAUCUAGAGUUGCAGUUUCAGAAUAAUCUUGAUAUAUUAUUUUAAAUGAUAUUUCUCUUUAAAAUUGGUCCCAGAAUAGUUAAUAUUGUUUCCGUUGAGUCAAUGAAAUGCUCCAAAGUUUAACAUCACCCUUUGAUAAGUGUUGUGUGAAGAUACAUUCUUAAAUGAAUAUUUUAAUAUAAUAUUUUUACUGCAGAUUAAAUAAUAGAACUGAUGUUUAUUUAAGAGAAAUGGACAGAUGCUGAUGACUUCAGUAAAUAUGUGACCGGAUUUGUCAGUUUGAGCUUUUUAUCAGAUGGCAAAGAGAAGCUGCCAGACAAGAAAACAGCUGACAUAUGUGAACAGAAGUCUGACUCUGAUUGUAGAAGUUUAUGGUCAAAGUAUUUCUUUGUUAUGCAGAAACCUAAUAAAAUAUUUUUAUAUUGU
Messenger RNA from Micropterus salmoides (largemouth bass), 3634 nucleotides. RefSeq names its product coiled-coil alpha-helical rod protein 1 (gene cchcr1). Gene Ontology annotation, biological process: cell differentiation; protein export from nucleus. The transcript is spliced from 19 exons. The coding region runs from base 274 to 2880 and encodes 868 amino acids. Gene Ontology annotation, cellular component: centriole. Lineage: Eukaryota; Metazoa; Chordata; Actinopteri; Centrarchiformes; Centrarchidae. The record is from RefSeq and is a predicted model, not a curated record.